Molecule: messenger RNA, 990 nt
Organism: Gracilinanus agilis (Agile Gracile Mouse Opossum)
Lineage: Eukaryota; Metazoa; Chordata; Mammalia; Didelphimorphia; Didelphidae
Gene: DLX2
Product: distal-less homeobox 2
Exons: 3
Coding region: 1-990 (329 amino acids)
Biological process (GO): cell differentiation; embryo development; negative regulation of transcription by RNA polymerase II
Molecular function (GO): RNA polymerase II cis-regulatory region sequence-specific DNA binding; DNA-binding transcription factor activity, RNA polymerase II-specific
Source: RefSeq, a predicted model, not a curated record
AUGACUGGAGUCUUUGACAGUCUGGUGGCUGAUAUGCACUCGAAUCAGAUCACUGCUUCCAGCAGUUACCACCAACACCACCACCAGCACGGCGGCAGCGGCGGCAGCAGCACGAGCCUGCACAAGCCCCAAGAGUCCCCCACGCUGCCGGUGUCCACCGCCACGGACAGCAGCUACUACACCAACCAGCAGCACGGGGCAGGGGGCAGCGGCGGCGGAGGCGGAGGGUCCCCCUACGCACAGAUGGGCUCGUACCAGUACCACGCCAGCGGCCUCAACACCGUCCCCUACUCUGCCAAGGCGGGCUACGACCUGGGCUACACAGCGGCGUACAGCUCCUACGGGCCCUACGGAACCAACUCCUCUCCGGCCAACAAUGAACCCGAAAAGGAAGAAUGCGAGCCCGAAAUCAGAAUAGUGAACGGGAAGCCAAAGAAAGUGAGGAAACCUCGCACUAUUUAUUCCAGUUUCCAGCUAGCAGCUCUUCAGAGGCGAUUCCAGAAGACUCAGUAUCUGGCACUACCGGAAAGAGCCGAACUGGCCGCCUCCCUAGGCCUCACACAGACUCAGGUCAAGAUUUGGUUCCAGAAUCGUCGGUCUAAGUUCAAGAAGAUGUGGAAAAGUGGAGAGAUCCCUUCAGACCAGCACCCCGGGAGCAGUGCCUCACCCCCCUGUGCAUCACCUCCAGUCUCAGCACCGACUACCUGGGACUUUGCCCCUCACCAGCGGAUGAGCAGUGGAGGAGGCAGCGGAGGUAGCGGUAGUGGAGGUGGGGGUAGCUCAGGCUCCAGUCCCAGCAGCGGUACUUCUGCUUUUUUAGGCAACUAUCCAUGGUAUCACCAGGCUUCCAGCUCGGCUUCUCACCUCCAGGCCAGUGCACCACUGUUACAGCAUCCUCAGCCUCCGCAGCCCCAUCACCACCACCAUCCCCACCACCAUCAUCAUCACAGCAGCAGCAGCUCAGCAGUGAAUGCAGGGACGAUAUUCUAA